Cololabis saira (Pacific saury) is the source of this 671-nucleotide messenger RNA. It is a transcript of the gene rpp14, whose product is annotated as ribonuclease P/MRP 14 subunit. The coding region runs from base 177 to 647 and encodes 156 amino acids. The record is from RefSeq and is a predicted model, not a curated record. Gene Ontology annotation, biological process: tRNA 5'-leader removal. Gene Ontology annotation, cellular component: ribonuclease P complex. NCBI's taxonomy places the organism in Eukaryota, Metazoa, Chordata, Actinopteri, Beloniformes, Belonidae. The transcript has 2 exons.
AUGUUUGUGUUUCAGCGGGGCGGUGAGGCUACGUAGCGCGCUAACGCUGCUGGGCCGCUACCAGAACCAGGACUGCUGCUUCAGGAUCCUGCAGGCGUCUCCGUUCCUGCUGGCACUGACUGGAAACAGCCGGAACCUUCGUCUCCGCUGAUCCGGAGGCUCCGCCCCUUUUCUCCAUGUGGAGGCGUGUCCUGUUCGGGCUCCGCCCCCCCUCCUUGUUGGCCCCGCCCCCCCGGCGCCGGCUCCACGCGGGCCAGCGCGCCGCCCUCUCCAGAACCUUCUCCCCCCGGGACCUGGAGCUGUUCGCGGCGCUAACGGGCGACGCUAACCCGCUGCACCUGGACGCCGCCUACGCCGCACGCACCGCCUUCGACUCGCCCAUCGUGCCGGGCGUGCUGCUCACGGGCCUGAUGGCGGCGCUGCUGGGGACCCGGCUGCCCGGGCCCGGCACCGUGCUGCUGCACCAGGAGAUCCGCUUCCCGGCGCCGCUGUACCCGGGGGAGGAGGUGACGGCCGAGGCCGAGGUCCGCCGGGUCAAGAUGGCCUUCGCCUUCAUCGCCGUGUCCGCCUCCGUCAGGGACAAGCUGGUGAUGGAGGGGGAGGUGGUGGUGAUGGUGCCGGAGGGGAGGGGGGUGACUGUAAACUAAUACAAGUAAAUGCACUUAUUUUCA